Schistosoma haematobium is the source of this 1471-nucleotide messenger RNA. RefSeq lists its product as uncharacterized. Bases 1 to 312 code for a protein of 103 amino acids. The transcript is spliced from 4 exons. NCBI's taxonomy places the organism in Eukaryota, Metazoa, Platyhelminthes, Trematoda, Strigeidida, Schistosomatidae. The record is from RefSeq and is a predicted model, not a curated record.
AUGAUUGUCUGUAUACAGUCAACACAAAAUACAAAAUCCCAAGAGAAUAAUCUCCACAAUACUAUAUUAACGUUAUUUAUUAAUCAUUUCUGUACAAGGAGUCGUUAUACCAGAGAAGGGAAAAAAAAAACAUUUUUCCAAUGUAUGACAUAUUUCACAGAUAUAGGUACUCCUAUUGAUUAUCAAUCAAAACGUUGGACCGAUUUUAAAAGAGCUGUCAGAUGGUCAGAAUAUCCGUCAUCAUUUUCACCAGAAGUUAAACGUCAUUAUUUAUAUGAACAACGACCAUAUUACAAUGAUAUUCUAGUUUAACUAAUCAAUCUCUAUUGAUUUAUCCAUUUGAUCAACAAAUGAAGAAAUGAUCAUUGCAGAUCAAUUAAUUGGUUAAUAAUAAUAAUAAUAAAUUUCAUACAGAAUAUUCGUAUUUCAUCUUAAAGCUUAUAAUAAUUGAAGUUAGAUCACCAUGGAAAACCUUGAAGCUCUGGACAACCGUUUUUCGUCGUAGUAUGAGACUCCACGGUAGUGCUCGCGUGAAACCAACAAGUCUUGAGUUCGAAUCUCACCAGUGGAAUCGUAGAUAUGCACUGCUGAGGAGUCCCAUAAUAGGGCGAAAUGGCUGUCCAGUUCUUCCAGGUUUUUUCAUGGUGGUCUAAUUUCAAUGAACUCAUCAAUUCAACCAUUAAGUUACGAAAGUCUUCAUAAAAUCGCCUUCUGAUAAUAAAAACAGUUUUGAUCAAAAUCACAUCAACGUUUAUGUGCUAUGGAUAUUAGUACUAUUUUAGUGAAUGAAAACACAAGUGGGGACAAUCGAAUGUGUUUGAACACACAAUUACAGAACAUCUUAGUAAAAUCUGAGAACUUUAUUGUUCCUACAUUUCCAUACCAAUCGCUUUCUGUUCCUAUUCUUUCCUCGUCGAUCUUCUUGACCAUGUGCUGCCAGACAUUCUAUUCCUGACUAGAGUUAUAUACUACUUAUGUCAAUAUAAGUAGCAUACGUCACGGAUUGAACAGAUUAAUUUCAACUUUAAUAACAAACCCAUGAUCAAAUAGUUGGAAAAAUUGUUAUUAGUGUUAGAUCUUAUGACCUUGUAACCCUAUUAAUAUGUAUAUAUGACGUAAUGAUACCGUCAAUGAGAGAAUAGUGGCUUAUCGAUCGGACCAAUGACGACGCAUAAAACAAGUAUGAGUAGUUUAGAAUCUUCAACGAUCCUUUUUUCUGCCUAGCUUUGACUGUCUAUUACGUUCAGGACACUAAUCUCAACCUCCGAAAUAUGAAUCAUGAUAUUUCAAACAUACUGGGUUUAUAUAUAAACCAAAACAGAACACAUCGUACCACAUAACAUAGAAAACAACGUUUGUACAAGAUUUAGUCAAAUGUGACUGUGAAUGUAGAAGAUAGUAAUUGAUAGACUGGGUGUAACUCAAGAAUGGUAAAUCGUAUAAUAAUACUAAUCCAUAGGUCAAAAUAAAG